UCUCAAAUUCCGCCAUCUUCCCCGCUUCCCCUUUAUAUACUUCAAAAUUCCCUUCCCAUUUUUCUCACCACUAAAUCCCAAAUUCCCCAAAUCUUCUUCCCGCUCUUACAAACCACGGCCAUGGUCGGCGUUUUCCGGCGAUCCUUCUCUUUUCCGAACAAGACUCCGGCCAAACCCUCCCUCUCCCAUCACGUCCGUUCCAUCAGUCUUCCCUGCAGAUCUCACCCCUUGAUUUUCCAACUCAAGGACGAGAUCGCCAAUCUCAAUUCCUGGUCCCUCAAUUCCGAUCCCCGUACCGCCGCCUGGAUCUGCGACGGCUUGAGCCGUCUCAAAACCGUCCACAACCAUCUCGACGACAUUCUCAACCUCCCUCAGACUCAAGAAUCUCUCCGCCGCCACCACCACUGGAUCGAUAAGCUUCUCGAACAUUUCUUACGCUUCGUUGACGUUUAUGGAAUCUUCCAGACUUUGAUUCUCACGCUCAAAGAGGAGCAUUCCGCCGCGCAGGUCGCGAUGCGGAGAAGAGACCAAGAGAAAAUCGCGUUAUAUGUUAAAUCUAGGAAAAGGUUAGCUAGGCAAAUGGCGAAACUGGUUUCAACCGUACAGAAGAAACCCAAAAUCACCGUACAAGGCCAAGGCGGCGUCACACCCGAUCUUGCCGCCGUGAUCGAAGAAGUCAUCAGAGUAACGAUGACGGUUUCUCUCGCCGUGUUCAACGGAAUCGCAGAAUCGUUCGGGACUAGAAAGGUAUGGACAUGGACAGGAUUGGACCGCGUCUCUAAGAAGAUGAAAAAAUCGGCGGAAGAGGAGAAGGGGAUCAAAGAGUUCAGAGAAAUUGGAUCGGAGAAUUUGAGAGAAUUGAAGAAGAAAGGGAAAGAGGAGACGAGAAUCGAGAUGAAGAAGAUGCGAGAUUUGGAGGAUUGGAUUACCGACAUUGAAAGUGAAAGCCAGAGGGUUUUCAGAAGUUUGAUCAGUGCCAGAGUUUCAUUGCUAAACGCUCUGUCGCAGCAGCAAGAACUGCAAAAAUAGUCGCAAAAUUUUUUUUACACGAAAUUACCAUACUGAUUAAUUAAAUAUAUGUACAUGAUUUAGAGAUUUUGGUCCCUUUUGUCAAGAAGAAAAGGGGAUGAAAAGAAAUUUGUGGUGAAAAUUAAAAAAAAAAAAAAAUCUAAUUUAGAGAAAAAAAAAAUACUAUUAAUUAUAAGGUGUUGUGCUGUACAGAUGAGCUGGUUUUUAUGAUAUAUUGAAAAUAGAAUCUUUGGAGUGUGUAGACAGUUGAGAGCUAUGACCAUCCCAUUGUUGGAUGAAUGUGAUGAUUUGUUUAAAUCAAACAAAAUAAAUAAAUAUGUGUAUUUGA
Messenger RNA from Benincasa hispida (wax gourd), 1357 nucleotides. Its product is annotated as DUF241 domain protein (DUF241). The record is from RefSeq and is a predicted model, not a curated record. Lineage: Eukaryota; Viridiplantae; Streptophyta; Magnoliopsida; Cucurbitales; Cucurbitaceae. Gene Ontology annotation, biological process: root development; shoot system development.